This is a messenger RNA of Conger conger (European conger), 993 nucleotides long. RefSeq names its product forkhead box protein G1-like. The coding region runs from base 1 to 993 and encodes 330 amino acids. Gene Ontology annotation, cellular component: nucleus. The record is from RefSeq and is a predicted model, not a curated record. Lineage: Eukaryota; Metazoa; Chordata; Actinopteri; Anguilliformes; Congridae. The transcript has a single exon. Gene Ontology annotation, molecular function: DNA-binding transcription factor activity; sequence-specific double-stranded DNA binding. Gene Ontology annotation, biological process: regulation of transcription by RNA polymerase II.
AUGGGUGACCAGACAGAGUCGACCGUGGUGCACAAAUCCACUUCGUUCAGCAUCAAGAGUCUGCUGUUUCCCAAGUAUGACAGUCCGGACACUGGCGUCCCGGAGCAGCGGACGCUCCCGGCCGGCUCUGAUUCAGAAAAAUCCCUGGACCCCACGGAGAUGGAGGGUCAGAGAGACGAAGUUGAAGUUGACGUCCGAGCGGCUGAACAACACGACAAAGACGGGAAAUACGACAAGCCGCCGUUCAGCUACAACGCGCUGAUCAUGAUGGCAAUUCGACAGAGUCCUGAGAAGCGACUCACUCUCAACGGCAUCUACGAGUUCAUCAUGAAGAAUUUCCCCUAUUACAGGGAACACAAGCAGGGCUGGCAGAACUCCAUCCGGCACAACCUCAGUCUCAAUAAGUGCUUCGUGAAAGUGCCGAGGCACUACGAUGAUCCGGGGAAGGGGAACUACUGGAUGUUGGAUCCGUCGAGUGACGACGUCUUUAUCGGUGGAACUACAGGAAAACUUCGGAGGCGGUCGGCUACCUCCCGGGGCAAACUGGCGAUAAAGAGAGGUCUGCGCUUCGCGCCGCUGGGGCUGGGUUUGAGUGGCAGGGCCAGCAGCCCUUUGUACUGGCAGAUUUCGCCCUUUUUAUCGCUGCAUCAGCCGCAUUAUAACGGAUCUACUCCGGCAUUUCUGAACCAGGGGCACGCGUACGGGUCGCUGCUCUCCGGAGUUGAGCAGUUGGGAAAUAGAGACCUUUCCCGCCAGGUUCUGGGUGGAUCUGCCGGGGGGAUCAACCUGGCGACCGGCUAUGGCGGGGCCACGUCUCCCGUCAGUUUAUUACCGGGACAUAACGGCUAUUUCGUGUCAGGGACUGGGCAUUCUCAGACCCUGCAGACUGGGGUCGGAUUCGGACUGUCGUCCAGCGGCUCUCCACCGACUCUCAUCGCGGAAACUCUGACGUCACUGCCUUCCUUCGCUCGCACCGGUUCGACCGGAUUCUGA